This is a messenger RNA of Anopheles nili, 2217 nucleotides long. It is a transcript of the gene nmo, whose product is annotated as serine/threonine-protein kinase NLK. The coding region runs from base 1 to 1329 and encodes 442 amino acids. The record is from RefSeq and is a predicted model, not a curated record. NCBI's taxonomy places the organism in Eukaryota, Metazoa, Arthropoda, Insecta, Diptera, Culicidae. The transcript has 9 exons. Gene Ontology annotation, biological process: protein phosphorylation; intracellular signal transduction. Gene Ontology annotation, molecular function: MAP kinase activity; ATP binding. Gene Ontology annotation, cellular component: nucleus; cytoplasm.
AUGGCGGCUGUCGGUGGCCCUGCCAGGCAAUCACGGGGGGUCUCCAUGAGUGUCUCGAUGUCGCUGGUACAAGGAGGAGCCGCCGGGGCACCGCAGGGUGCCAUUCUGGCCGCGGCCGCACCCUACUUCCAGCCCCCGGCCGUCCCACAGGACUUCCAGCCUGAUCGGCCGAUCGGUUACGGCGCAUUUGGCGUAGUAUGGGCUGUCACCGAUCCGCGUGACGGACGCCGGGUCGCACUCAAGAAGCUGCCCAACGUUUUCCAGUCGCUCGUGUCCUCGAAGCGUGUUUUCCGGGAGCUAAAGAUGCUGUGCUUCUUCAAGCACGAAAAUGUACUCUCUGCAUUGGACAUCCUGCAACCGCCACACUUGGACUUCUUCCAGGAAAUCUACGUGAUUACGGAACUGCUUCAGUCGGAUUUGCACAAAAUCAUCGUUUCACCGCAACACCUUUCCGCUGACCACAUCAAAGUGUUCUUGUACCAAAUCCUGCGCGGCUUAAAGUAUCUCCACUCGGCUCGGAUCCUACACCGAGAUAUAAAGCCCGGUAACCUCUUGGUGAACAGUAACUGUGUUUUAAAGAUUUGUGAUUUCGGAUUGGCUCGCGUUGAGGAACCAGAUCAAUCGAAGCACAUGACACAAGAAGUCGUCACGCAGUACUACCGUGCGCCGGAGAUUCUAAUGGGUGCUCGCCACUAUUCGGCUGCGGUCGACGUUUGGUCGGUGGGUUGCAUUUUUGGCGAGCUGCUUGGUCGACGUAUCCUCUUCCAGGCGCAGAGUCCUGUACAGCAGCUUGAACUGAUUACAGAGCUGCUAGGUACGCCAUCGCUAGAGGAUAUGCGACAUGCCUGCGAAGGAGCUCGUAGCCACAUGCUUCGGAGAGCGCCGAAGCCCCGGUCACUGACCGCAUUGUACACGUUGAGUACCCAUGCCACGCAUGAAGCCGUACAUCUGCUCUGCCAAAUGCUCGUUUUCGAUCCGGACAAAAGAAUAUCCGUAAUCGAUGCCCUCGCGCACCCAUACGUCGAAGAGGGUCGACUGCGUUAUCAUUCCUGCAUGUGUAAAUGCUGUUACACAACACCUUCUGGCAUGCGUCAGUACACGGGCGAGUUUGAGCCAUCAGCAACCCAAGCAUUCGAUGACUUAUGGGAGCGCAAGUUAACCUCAGUGCAGCAAGUGAAAGAGGAAAUGCACAAAUUCAUUGCCGAGCAGUUGCAGACGGGCCGCGUUCCGCUCUGUAUAAAUCCCCAAAGCGCUGCAUUCAAAUCCUUCGCCAGCUCAACUGUAGCUCAUCCAUCAGAACUGCCACCAUCGCCGCAUCAAUGGGAAUGACAUAAUGAAGCAAUGGCCGCAUAAAAUUAAAAAAAAAAUCCUUGCAUUAGUACACCAACUUAUUGGCUCUGAAAAUCCGUUUGAGUGCAAAAAAUGAAAAAAAAAACAGGAAUGUAUGGGUAACUAACAAAGAUAAUCCCUACUAUAUUAUGUAUGGUCAUUCACGACGCGAUUGCGUUUUGGUCAAAUAAGGCUGCCAUUUGUUAAGACCAUGCCAUGUUAAGACACAAACACAUCGAUUUGCGGCUUCCGGCAUCAUCACCGGCAACUAGAGACAGUAUUUUCCAUUUAUACUUGUACCAGCAUUGAUCUUACGUCACAGUAAAAACCCGAAAGCGAUACAAGGAUGGACUUACAACGCAAAUCACAACGCAUUGAAAACGAAAGUAGACGGUCGACGUAAGUGGUUCGGGAUCAGGAACCAAAUGGCAGGUAAAGCAACUGUCUCACAAUUAAGAAAGUACGUCCGAUAGGUGAUGUAUGUGACACUAAUAGCCCUUUGUCAGUUGAUGGGUUCAAUUAAUAAGUUUCCAUCUUUUAUUCUGCGAAUCGUAAACAAAUUAUUAAUCUAUGUACUUCGAGCGUAUAGAGUUCGAUAUUUUUUGACUAACCAAUAAUUCCGAUGAAACAUUCUGAUGCCUAACUAAGACCAAGCCGUUGUAAAAUCAUAUCCCAGUAAAAUUUCCUGUCCUAAAUUAGUUUUUUUUCUUCUGCGAGUUGAUAAAUGGUUAGCACGAGGAACAACUGCCGUUUUUGAAAAUACUAUUGCAAGAUUUUGCAAUUUGUCCGUUUGGUUUGGAUAAGACAAACCAGUCUCGUGGGACAUGUUUGACUCAAAAAAAAGGAAAACGAGGAAAGGAGAUAUACUAAGAUAACAACACUGUAAAU